AUGAAAGACUUGAUUAAAGUAAGUUGGGCCGACGAGGUCGAGGACCACUUGGAGAAAACGACGCUGCCGCAGUCAAAGACCGAACAAGUAGGUAACAACCGGAUAAUAACGGAAUACCGGUGGAACAAAGACGACAAGAAGGAAAAGGUGGUGCGCACCUACAAGAUCGAAAAACGGCUGGUGUCCAAAACGAUAGCAGAACGGAAGACGUGGCCCAAGUUCGGUGACUCGCGCAACGAUAAGGCCGGACCAAAUAUCGCGACGACCAUACCCGCUGAAGAGAUACAGAUGCAGUUCUUGUCUGGCAAGGACGGAGACAAAGCAGAAGAGAACCCAUUGGACAAGCUCAAGAAUGUAAACAUGAACAUCAAGUGUCGUACCUGCGGCGGCGAACAUUGGUCUUUCUCUUGUCAUCUUAAGGGCACCGGGUUAGUUGUUGAGGACAAAAAAUUAGUGCAAGAAAAGGUGUCCGAACCGGAAAAGAACACCGGAACCAACAGGCCUUACAUCCCACCUUCCGCACGAGAAGGAGCUACAAAUACCGCUGGAAAGCGAGAUCCAUACGCCCGUGGUUACGACGAGGUACCAGCUAUUCGUAUUGAAAAUCUUUCAGAGAGCACGUCAGAAGCAGAUUUGAGUGAACUAGUCAAUAAGUUUGGGCAGAUUGCUCGAAUUUUCUUGGCUUCUAACAAGGUUACAGGUGCAUGUAAAGGCUAUGCAUUUGUGAAUUUCAAAUCUAGAUUAGAUGCCGAACGAGCCAUCAAGGGCUUACAUGGUUAUGGAUAUGAUCAUUUAAUAUUGAAUGUUGGUUGGUCAACUAAUAACUAUAAAGCCGCGUAA
This is a messenger RNA of Macrosiphum euphorbiae (potato aphid), 840 nucleotides long. Lineage: Eukaryota; Metazoa; Arthropoda; Insecta; Hemiptera; Aphididae. The record is from the annotation of a GenBank genome assembly.